Bombus terrestris (buff-tailed bumblebee) is the source of this 6796-nucleotide messenger RNA. RefSeq lists its product as uncharacterized. Gene Ontology annotation, molecular function: GTP binding; calcium channel regulator activity; GTPase activity. The coding region runs from base 869 to 2995 and encodes 708 amino acids. The record is from RefSeq and is a predicted model, not a curated record. NCBI's taxonomy places the organism in Eukaryota, Metazoa, Arthropoda, Insecta, Hymenoptera, Apidae. Gene Ontology annotation, cellular component: plasma membrane. The transcript is spliced from 12 exons.
GGGGAGUUGGUGCAGAUCGGGUGCGACGGUGCUGCUAGUUUAGCAGUUUUCACCCUCUGGAGUAAAAGCGCAAGCGCUAAUGUCCUUUCCCGAAGCUCGGUACUACACGCCAGUAAUCCGUGGAAUGCCAAGGUAGAAGGAGCUAUUUUUUCGAAGAGACGCAGCAGAGACGCAGCUCCGAAUAGUUUAAGAAUCGAUGGUCGAUCGAAGAAAGGAGAUCGCCGUUGAAAGCAAGAACAGAGACGGAGAUCGAACAGGAUGAAGACGUGGAACGUUCAAGUAACGACUUCGUAUGGACCAACCAGAUACAUGGAACGAUCGAAGCAAAACUCGCUUAGAUCGGUUUAAUGUUUUUGCAGAUAAUACAAAUGUCGAUUUCCGUAUCGCAUUCUUUUGAGGAUCUGGGCUAGGAGAGAAAGCGAAAUAAGAUUUCGUGUCAUAACGGUCGUAAACGUAUCGCGAUCCGUUUGACUUUCCUCUUCACCGAUACUCGACUCGGUUUGUUGGGUGAAUAGAAUAGAAGAGAAAAGUAGGAAAUAAAGGAAAAGGAAGCGCCGGGAAAUAAGUAUCGGAAUAAGGCGGACGGGCGGAAGGACGGACGUAUAAUAGGAAAGAGGAGGUGAUUAAGAGAAAGUACCGAGGGAGUGAAGAAGAAAACCGUUGGCGGAGAGGUGAGGAAAGUGGGCGGCAUUGCCAAGAUCAAAUAAAAGAGCCUCGUGACGGAGGGGCUUCGUACGGCCCUGGCGCGACUGCGGCACUGCACCCCCACAGGGGGUUCUCUGCCAAAUACACCAAAUCCGCCUUCCACCCCGGAACAUAGAAAUCACGCGGAAGUCGCAGUUGUCGCACCGUUCCAAAAGUGGUCGUUAUGGGUUCGAGCACCGCUUCCGAAACAACAAUCAACACUAGCACCGACAGCGCCAACACGAUGCUCACCAUGGUGACGACAACGGACGGAGAGCAACCGGACGACAGUUUCGAUUUGAUGGAUAUUCCAUCGGAGAUGUCACCACCGGCUACUACAUCGUCGACCGGUGGUCAGUCACCGGAGCCGAUUCUAUCGGCUGUAGCUGUAAUCUCCUCACCGUUACCAGUCCAUGCUUCGACCUCUUCGCCGAUCGAAUAUUCGACCCCGGACGAGAAGGGACUUAAAACUGGCGCGAAUUUGAGAUCAGAACUUCCAAUCGAUUGUUUGGAUAUUCGAACAUCUAGUGUUUCGAAUCUUCUCGAUGAGACGGAGAUUCCUUCGGUCGAUGCAACGCCUAUUAUCAUCCACGGUACCGUCAACGAGGUCGGUAAGGUUUCCAUCUCCGGAAGAACCCCGCCUCUUCCAGAUCUCCGAGCGACCGACUUUUUCAGCACACCAGUAAGGGGUUCGAUGGAUGCUGGUCAACCAGACCCGGAUGGUCUAAAUCCGUUGCUAACCUUGCUUGUUGGAAGAUCCCGUGGCGAAGAUGGGAAUCGAGAGAAUCGAAUAGUAAACAACAUCGGUGAGAAGAAAUACGGGAAGGGAAAACCGAAUGUGAAUGUUACGACGAACCCUCUGGACAUAUCGUUGAUAGGAACUCGCACCGAUCAAAGUAACAACGAUCAGUCGUCCGAUGGUCCUGGUAGAACAACCAGUGCCACGAGCAAACCUCGAGGAAAACCCGCCGAAUCGCAUCCCCUCGUUUCAACCAUUCAUUCAUGGGUCAGGCUCUUUUUCCCGUUUUGCGCAAUAGGAGGCAACGCGAGUGGAAAUAAGAGAUCGACGCAAGCGGCAACAAUCGUGGUGCAACAACCGUCGCUGUCAUUGGACGGAUCAGCCGGAGCUGCAACAAUAUUGCUGCACCCAGAGUUGGACGUUAGACGUCGAGAGGAAAAUAUGAGACAAUUGUUGGAUGUGGCCAAUACCUUGACCUUGCAAGAAAUACACGACUUUGAGAUGAGGUACGGUAGUCCGCACCACAGUCGGUCUCAGUCGGUUAAGACUCCCGGAAGCCGUUCAUCGGGCAGACCAAACUACCUGUGUCUUCCACAGCAGAGAUCAAGAGUCGCGAGCAUGCCAAAUACCGGCGUUGAGGAAGAAUAUUAUAGACUUCGACAUUUCAGUAUAACUGGUAAAGGAGUUGUAAAUCGAGGAGACUCGUUGAAAAGUCGGAGAUCUCGAUCAAACAAUAGCGUCGCUUCGAGUAACUCGAGCACGGAACAUUUAACAGCUUCGUAUCCUGGAUCGGCAAGAAAUUCUGCAGCGGGAUCGUUGGCGAGUUCCCGCGAAAGCAGCGCGUCUCAGGGACCAACACCGUAUCGCGUUCUAAUGCUGGGAGCUCCAGCCGUAGGAAAAAGUUCGCUGGUUUCUCAGUUUAUGACGUCGGAAUAUCUUCAUGCGUACGAUACAUCGAUUGACGAUGAAUCGGGAGAGAAAACCGUCAGCGUUCUUCUAGCUGGAGAAGAAUCCGAACUGACUUUUAUCGAUCACUCUAGCACUGAGAUGACGCCGGAAACCUGCAUAACUACGUACGAACCACACGCUUACUGCGUCGUCUAUUCAACGACCGAUCGGGCUUCGGUACGCGUGGCGGAAGAAGUUUUGCAAACACUUUGGCGCAGCGACUACGUGUCGGCUCGAGCGGUGAUCCUUGUUGGAAACAAAGUCGACCUCGUUCGCAGUCGAUUAGUCUCGACCGAAGAGGGGAAAUCUAUGGCUACAUCUUACGACUGUAAAUUUAUCGAAACAUCGGUCGGAAUCAAUCAUAAUGUCGACGAACUUCUCGUUGGCUUGCUUACGCAAAUUCGACUGAAGCUCGAGAACCCUGAAAGAACAAGGGACCUAUUUCGGAAGAGAUCGCGAAAGAAUCGUAGCAAAUCACCUUUAGGAUCUUGUUCUGAAAACAAUUCACCGAAAAAAUAUCGCGGUAGUCGUACAAGUACCAGUUUAAAGGUACGAAAUUUAUUAGGUAAGGUAUGGGCAAGAGAUAGCAAGUCCAAGAGUUGUGAAAAUUUACACGUUCUUUAAUCGUUUGGACGAAGAAAUGCGACACGACAUUCUAUUCCUACUCGAUCAGAACGUCACUAAAGUUGCUUUCAAUCUGCAAUUUCUUCUUUUUUUACCUUUGUUUCUUCUCUUCUUAUUUCUCUAUCGUUCUCUUCUUUCUGGUAGUUGUUUUUAUCCCUUUUGCCUUCGAUAAUUACAUUAUUAUUUUUCGAUCUUUAUUCCAUUUUUCUACAUAACUUCUUGAGCUUCGAUUGCUUUGGAUUUCGCAUCGCGGGGACCAGCAUUUAUCAGACCACUAGUCAAUUCUCUCGUUGUUUCCUAUUUUACUCUAAUCGUAUUGGUGUUGUAAGUUUUAAUAGAAUCGGUUUAUUGGAUAAAAUACGGUCCAUCUAAAUACAUACAUGAUCGAAUAGCUUGAAAAGCGUUUAUAAAGACGUUUUUGCGAAACUUUAACUACGUUUCGACAAUGGAGUCACGAAUAGAUCGAAACCUCGAAUAUAGAAUAAUUCGAACGAAUUCCUCUCUGAAACCAACUGUUCCAACCUCGAAAUUAUAAAAAGCCGAAAGCAUUGUGUGUCACUUACAUAUUUCCAGCUCUUUAUUUUAGCUUGUUCACCUCUUCUCUCGCUCUCAAACUCUUCCUCUUACAUCGGUCUUUUUUUGUUGUGGUGCAAUCAGUUUUAUCGAUCUCUUUACUCUUCGCAUGUUUGAUAUACAUAUGUAUACAUUACUCCCGUUCUACGAUCCAAACGCGAAGAAGUGAACCAAUGUUCUUAUGUUUUUCAAGCUCGCACCAUCGAUGCACAGCCAUAAUCGCAUUAGGAUUAUUUUCUUCAAAUUUCACUACAUACCAGGAGUAAAAACACCAUUUAUAUUAUAUAUCUCUACAUUAAUAUUAAAUUGACAAUAUACAUAUAUAUGUAUGUAAGCAGUUACUUCGUCUUUCGCAAUUCCACAACUUUCCUACAUUGGGUUUCGUCGUUACGUUAGUUGUCACGCAAAUGUUGCUUGAAUGGUUGAUUGGUUGAACGCAAUCGUGAACAAACAGUACAAAAGUUUGUCGCCUUACUUCGUUCGUCAUUUAAAUGAUACAGAGAAUAAGAUAGAGAAGGAGCGAGGGGAAAAAAUAAGAGCCGGAAGAAAAAUGAUAAGACUAAAAAAUGGAAAAAUAAAAGGUACGCGUGCCCAUUUUUUAUCUCGCAAAACAACGUUAAAUUAUGUUUCUUAAUAAUCUGUUACGAUAUAUUAUGAAAAUUUAUAGAAUAACAAACGCGUUUUUUCUUGUUUGUUAAUCGCGAAGCGAAAAAAUUGUAACGAAUCGAGCUGUAUCGCUCGAGCAAACGGAUUAGUUUCCGUUUAAGUACGUACGAAGAGAAAGAAGGAUUUACUUAAUAGAAAAGAGACAGGGAAACAUAAAAAGGGGAAAAAAGACAAAAUCACACAUUUAGAGUACGAUAAGUGCAUAAAUACAAGUUCACAUGUGAGAUUUUGUUCGUUUACGAGGUUUUACACAUAUGACGGAUUUUUGGAAGACUGUCCGGUAAAUCGUAUUACUCUUUAAGUAUACAACCAAUUUUACCUUAGUCUGUACUGUUACCUUAUAAUAACCUCCCGUCCAUCGACUAGAAAGAAAUUUCUACGAGCCAUGGCAAUCGUUUAAAUCGCCAUUACUGCAUGGAAUCGUAACGAACGUAUCGGACAUUUCGAGUACACGAAUGACCAUAAAUUAGUCGUUAAGAACCGCGCUACUUGUUUCCGCGAAAAGUUUCCAUUACUUUUCGUGCCGAAACGAACUGUAAUUGUACCGUGCUGUACCAUGCCGUACCAUGCCGUGCAUUGUACCAAAUUUUAACUUUUAACCUUUCAAAGCGCAUGUGCGAGACUGAUUUUCAUUCGAUUUCGAAUAUCAAACGAUACCGCUGACGAACGGGCGUUUCGUUUCCGUGAGAAAAUUGUUUGCGAAAUAAACUACAUGUUCCGAUAAGAACAAACGUCGACGAUGCGCGCAUGCUCUUUUACUUGUACUUUUUUUCUCUUUUUCGAGAAAAGAUCGUCCUCUGCUCUUCGUUAGGCCGUAUUAUCGACGAGAGCAGCGACGUUAAACGGCAAGGACAUACAAAAGGAAAUUGAGAAUGAGAGGGCAAACUGUAAUCGAAAGGACCAAUUUGAUAAGAAAUAAGAUGCGCAAAGAAAAAUAAAAAGAAAACAUUAUGACUUUCAUGAGUAGACUACGAUGGAAUGAGAAUGGGGAUGAUGGGGAGCGUGCAAGCGAGAGAGAAAGAAAGAGAGAGAGAGAGCGAGAGAGAGAGAGAAAGAACGAAAGAGACAGAGAGAGAGAGAGAGAGAGAGAGAAAGAGGAGGGGUAGAAAAUGAGGGAUUUAAGGAGGGAAGAGUACGAUGUUCGCUGAUGAUUAUCCGUCCAUCAAUGUACACCUUGAAAAAGAUAUCCUUCGCAAACGACCAUGCCGAUUUUAAUCAAGAGCUGAUCGAUGUUGACGAGCUUUGUUUGAAGGAUCCACACGAACACCGUCUCUUGGAAUGUGAGGUGGUGAAUCGGUCGCACUGCCCUCUCGAUGUGGAGAAAAUCUCGAGGAAGACGCAAGCGGACAAAUGAUAUAUGUACAAUGUACAUAUAAUACGUCUCGAUUUUGACGGACACAAACACGUGUCGCUUGUUGAAUAUGUAUGUAUGUAUGUACGUAUGUAUAUAUGUAUGUAUGUAUGUAUGUACGUAUGUAUGUAUGUAUGUAUGUAUGUAUGUAUGUAUGUAUGUAUGUAUGCAUGUCUACAUGUAUGUGUGUUUGUUGUGUGUGUGUGCGCGCGCGCACGAGCGCGUGUUGUGUGCAUGCAUUUGUGUAUUUAUGUAUGUACGUAUGUAGGUAUGUACGUAUGUACGUAUGUACAUAUGCAUCUAUGUAUGUAUGUACGUAUGCAUAUAUGUAUGUGUGCAUAUAUGAAUAUACGAAUGUACGUAUGUACAUAUUUAUGUGCGUAUGUAUGUAUAUACGUAUGUGCGCAUUUAUGUAUGUAUGUGUGUACGUAUGUAUAUACAAAUGUGAUAUGUAUGUAUAUGCGAUCGAAUGCACCGACGAAUACCCACAUUUUGCGGACCAGAGCCUACCGAUUAGGCAAUUUCUUCGAUCGAUGUUAUAUUAUAUCCUUGUACCUGUAUGCGUAGUAAAGCCGCGCUGAUUUUAUUGUCUUUUCUUGUUAUUAGCGUAUCAAACAACGUUGUUAGUAUAUUGACCGUUGCUAUCGAUAAUACGAUUUUCUAGUGUAUGGAAAAUCGGGAUACAACGAGAAAUAGAUUCAGAUCGAAUUUGCGAUUCGACCCUGAUCUUUACGCUACAUGAUGUCAUGUCGGUGAUAGCGAUGACAAUGACUAUGACAACAGAAACGCUGACGACGAUCGUUUCGAUAAUAUAUUACAAACAUUUUUAUUUCUAUUUACAUUUCUAUGUCUGUACGUACGUCCAAUAUAUCUGAAAUAAGUUAUCGUUUCAUCCUUGUGUAUGUAUUUUAAAAUCAUCGAAAUUGAUUGUUUAGCGAAUUAUUAUGCUGAUGCGUUGAUAAUAAUUCUCGUUUUUUCUUCAUACAUAUGCAUGUAUAUAUAGGAACUACAAAAUCUCUUGAAAGAAAAUACUUCCUGAAGCAUCGCCAAUUUAAACAUCCGAUAAAAACCAAAGCCAUUGUUUUCCAAAAUUCUAUUUCAUCGUAUACUAGUGAUGAAAUAUUAAUAAUGUCCAAGAAAAAAAUGCGACACCUAGUUGAUACGGAAUGCAUGUAAAUCGAUAAAAUAAAGAUAUAGCAUUUUCUCAUUCA